Molecule: messenger RNA, 908 nt
Organism: Zeugodacus cucurbitae (melon fly)
Lineage: Eukaryota; Metazoa; Arthropoda; Insecta; Diptera; Tephritidae
Product: plasma kallikrein
Exons: 3
Coding region: 51-863 (270 amino acids)
Biological process (GO): proteolysis
Molecular function (GO): serine-type endopeptidase activity
Source: RefSeq, a predicted model, not a curated record
UGCUAAUCAGUAUGGUUUUAAAGGUCUAAAAAUAUAGUACACUAAAAGAGAUGCAGCCUUUAGUCAUAUUCACCAUAGGCACUCUACCAAUGUUUCUAGUAGCACUAAUCAGUGAAAACCGAAAAUUCAUUGAAGCGAUCAACCUGCUGAGGGAAACCAACGGAAUUAUGAACGGAUAUCUGCCUUUUGCAGUUCCUUUUCAAGUCUCCAUACAAGUUAAACUGGGUAGUAGGUACAGGCAUCUUUGUGGUGGCAGCAUCAUUCACGAGCAGAUCAUCUUGACAGCGGCGCACUGUUUCUAUGACAGACAUCCAACAAAACAUCUUAGAGUAUUGGCCGGUGUACAAAAUCUUUCGGUGAAAACGAGACAGCAUUACCAUGUGGCGCAAGUCAUCGUCCACAAGGGCUUUGUACCACUAAAAGGUAAUGAUAUCGCCCUGAUGAAACUAGCUUGGCCAUUGCCCAUCGACGGUGUUACCUUGGAUACUGUGGACUAUCGAUCCAGUGACAAUGUGGAAGACAUCAUGGAAACGUAUCUAAUUGGUUGGGGCCAAACAAAGGAAAUUCUGGAAAUUGUCGCAUUUGCAACGCUUCAAUCGAGAGAAUGUCGUUUUCUAGGCUUUCAAUAUGUAACCAGUACUGAUUUGUGCGCUUAUAGCUCAACAGGACGUGGAGCUUGCGAGGGUGAUUCUGGUGGUGCCUUACUUACGGCGAAUCUAACCAAACAGAUCGGACUAUUGUCAUAUGGAAAGUCUUCGUGUAAGAGAAAUCAUAUAUAUGUUUAUACAAGGAUUUUUCCAUUGACACGUUGGAUAGAUCAACAAAUUGAAAACUUGUUCGGCUCACAGAGUUUUCGAGUAUGAUGUGCUAUAAAUAAAGAAAACCGUAACAUUUGUAACGAAUCAAAA